CCAAACCCGGUCCCCAUGGAAGAGAUGGAAGAAGAGUUAAAAUGCCCUGUGUGCGGCUCCUUUUACCGGGAGCCCAUCAUCUUGCCCUGCUCUCACAAUUUAUGUCAGGCGUGCGCCCGCAACAUCCUGGUACAGACCCCGGAGUCUGAGUCCCCACAGAGCCGUCGGGCCUCGGGCUCCGGGGUUUCCGACUAUGACUACCUGGACCUGGACAAGAUGAGCCUAUACAGCGAGGCGGACAGCGGCUAUGGCUCCUACGGGGGUUUCGCCAGCGCCCCCACUACCCCGUGCCAGAGGUCCCCCAACGGAGUCCGCGUGUUCCCCCCGGCUAUGCCGCCACCCGCCACCCACCUGUCACCGGCUCUGGCCUCGGUGCCCCGCAACUCCUGUAUCACCUGCCCCCAGUGCCACCGCAGCCUCAUCCUGGAUGACCGGGGGCUCCGCGGCUUCCCCAAGAACCGCGUCCUAGAAGGAGUGAUUGACCGCUACCAGCAGAGCAAAGCCGCGGCCCUCAAAUGCCAGCUCUGCGAGAAGGCGCCCAAGGAGGCCACCGUCAUGUGCGAACAGUGUGAUGUCUUCUACUGCGAUCCGUGCCGCCUGCGCUGCCACCCGCCCCGGGGUCCUCUGGCCAAGCACCGCCUAGUACCCCCGGCCCAGGGCCGCGUGAGCCGGCGGCUGAGCCCGCGCAAGGUCUCCACCUGUACAGACCACGAGCUGGAGAACCACAGCAUGUACUGCGUGCAGUGCAAGAUGCCCGUUUGCUACCAGUGCUUGGAGGAGGGCAAACACUCCAGCCACGAAGUCAAGGCUCUGGGGGCCAUGUGGAAACUGCACAAGAGCCAGCUCUCCCAAGCACUGAACGGACUGUCAGACAGGGCCAAAGAAGCCAAGGAGUUUCUGGUACAGCUGCGAAACAUGGUCCAGCAGAUCCAGGAGAACAGUGUGGAAUUUGAGGCCUGCCUGGUGGCGCAGUGUGAUGCCCUCAUCGAUGCCCUCAACAGACGGAAAGCUCAGCUGCUCGCCCGCGUCAACAAGGAGCAUGAGCACAAGUUGAAGGUGGUUCGAGAUCAGAUCUCUCAUUGCACAGUGAAGUUGCGCCAGACCACGGGUCUCAUGGAGUACUGCCUGGAGGUGAUCAAGGAAAAUGAUCCCAGUGGCUUUUUGCAGAUUUCUGACGCACUCAUAAGGAGAGUGCACCUGACUGAGGAUCAGUGGGGGAAAGGCACGCUCACUCCCAGGAUGACCACGGACUUCGACUUGAGUCUGGACAACAGUCCUCUGCUGCAAUCCAUUCACCAGCUCGACUUCGUGCAGAUGAAAGCUUCCUCUCCAGUCCCAGCAACUCCAAUCCUACAGCUGGAAGAGUGUUGUACCCACAACAACAGCGCCACACUGUCCUGGAAACAGCCACCUCUGUCCACGGUGCCCGCUGAAGGAUAUAUUCUGGAGUUGGAUGACGGCAGUGGUGGUCAGUUCCGGGAAGUAUAUGUUGGAAAGGAAACAAUGUGCACUGUGGAUGGUCUUCACUUCAACAGCACAUACAACGCUCGGGUCAAGGCCUUCAACAAAACAGGAGUCAGCCCGUACAGCAAGACACUGGUCCUCCAAACGUCCGAGGUGGCCUGGUUUGCAUUCGACCCUGGCUCGGCACACUCUGACAUCAUCUUCUCCAAUGACAACCUGACUGUGACCUGCAGUAGCUACGAUGACCGGGUGGUGCUGGGGAAGACAGGCUUCUCCAAGGGCGUCCACUACUGGGAGCUAACUGUGGAUCGCUAUGACAACCACCCCGACCCUGCCUUUGGUGUGGCCCGCAUCGACGUGAUGAAGGAUGUGAUGUUAGGAAAGGACGACAAAGCUUGGGCAAUGUAUGUGGACAAUAACCGGAGCUGGUUCAUGCACAACAACUCGCACACCAACAGAACUGAGGGGGGGAUCACCAAGGGGGCCACAGUUGGGGUCCUCCUCGACUUAAAUAGAAAAACCUUGACGUUUUUUAUCAACGAUGAACAGCAAGGCCCCAUAGCAUUUGAGAAUGUGGAGGGCCUGUUCUUCCCUGCAGUCAGCCUGAACAGGAAUGUGCAGGUCACGCUUCACACUGGGCUCCCAGUCCCUGACUUCUACUCCAGCAGAGCAUCAAUAGCCUAA
Messenger RNA from Trichechus manatus latirostris (Florida manatee), 2148 nucleotides. It is a transcript of the gene TRIM9, whose product is annotated as tripartite motif containing 9. Gene Ontology annotation, molecular function: protein binding; zinc ion binding. Bases 16 to 2148 code for a protein of 710 amino acids. Gene Ontology annotation, cellular component: cytoplasm. The record is from RefSeq and is a predicted model, not a curated record. The transcript has 10 exons. NCBI's taxonomy places the organism in Eukaryota, Metazoa, Chordata, Mammalia, Sirenia, Trichechidae.